GUCACUGUCAAAGAAAACUUUAAUUUAAUUUCACGAUAUACGUUAAAUAGUUUGUGUAAUGUUUUAUUUAGAAAAACAAUUUUCUACAGUGUCCUGUUAUUGUAGUCUUUCCAAAAUUUACCUUUAUUUUGUUGAGAAGAAUACAUAAUAACUUUUUCUCAAAAUGAGAUAUUUAAAUCACUCGCUGUUUGUGUGGAUAAUUUUCACUUAUUCAUCUGCACACUCACUAUCUUUCUCAGGACUAUACGAAUCAAUGAAAGACAACACAUUUUGUCGUUUUACAGAAUGUUGUAAUGCUGAUUAUAUUCCUUACAACCUUGACAGGUUACAAACCAGUCUAUCUCAACGAAUGUUCGGGCAACCGCUCGUGAACGAGCUGGUGAAUAUACUCUCGGCUCACAGGGAGGCCCUGGAUGACCAGGGUAGGAGAAAUAGAAAGGCUCUUGUAAUUAGUUUACACGGGUGGUCGGGUGUGGGGAAGAAUUAUGCUGUUUCAAUGAUAGCUGAAGCUAUUUACAAAAAAGGGAUGGAGAGUUCGUAUGUCAAACUUUUCAUGGGUAAAAAAGAUUUUGAUUGUGAAUAUCUACAAGAAACUCAAAAAAUAUUGAUGGAAAAGGUUAACAGCAUUGUUAAAAAGUGUUCAAAAUCUCUUAUAAUUUUUGAUGAGAUCCAUGAUAUGUGUCCUUCAAUUCUGGAUGCUAUUCAGCCCAUGCUUGAUCACCAUCACGCUGUUGAUGGUAUAGAUUAUAGGGAUACAAUAUUUUUAUUUAUAUCAAAUAUUGGAGGACAUGAAAUUGCUGAACACUUAUUAGAAUUCUACAAUGAUGGCUUGAGUAGAAAUGAUGUUGACUUUCAUCAUUUUGAACCAAUUAUUCGGAGGGUGGCUUAUCACACUGGUGGUUUUGAAAAAUCAUCCGCUAUAGCCCACCAUUUAAUUGACCAUUACAUUCCAUUUCUGCCAUUAGAGCAGAUUCAUGUAGAGAUGUGUGCAUUGGCUGAAUUCAGGGCACAUGAUGUUCUGAAUCCUUCAGAAAAAAUGAUGGAAGAUGCCCUGUCAAUAAUUACAUAUGGGCCCACAGAAGACCAGCCCAUAUUUGCUAAUAAUGGUUGCAAGAGGUUUACCCGGCAUAUCCCCUAUAUUAUACAAAAGCACAAAACACAGAAAAAGAAGACUGAACUGUAGAAAAGCAUGGAUAUUUCUAUCUCAUUUAAUUUAAUUGAUCAAUGCUUCAUUAUUUGAUAAACAAUAUACAAAUAAGAUGUAGUAUCAUGCAAAGUUAAUUUGGAUCCAUGUAUAAAUUCACAAAUCUUGUAACCAAACUAAUUCAAAAUAAGAGCUCACCUGGAAAGUUGGUUGAGAAAUUCCAUUUGCAUUGACUCUCCAUCUAGUUCUAACCGUAUUGUUAUUGACCUUUUAAAAAUCUAUUUCAAAAGAAGAGGUCACAUUGAUCUGUGCAUGUUAUCUUUAGUUCACAACAGUUGUGUCAUUUUUAUUUCUGGUUGCUAGUGUAUUAUUGUAAAAAGUAAUGUAAAUAUAAUAUGUAUAGGUUGAUAUUGUGAUAAUAGCUUUUAACAAGAUAGUCCAAUUCAGAAUUGGCUAUUCCAUUGUGGUUGGAAUGUACCUACCUGAAUAUACCUAAUCAAUGUGAAACUUGCAUGUUCAAAACAUCAGCAAGUGGUUAAUUGGUUAAUACAACUUUUUAAAACUUGUAGAAACCCUGUAUCUUUUUAAACUAGUCACAUUUUUAUGCUGGUUUUUAUUUUCAAUCAAUUACAUAAUAUCUGAAUAAACUUCCUAUCCCUUAUCAUUAUGAUUGCAAGGUUCAUUGUUUUAGAAAUCAAACUUGUACAUAUGUACAUACACUAAUUAAGUUACUUACAUCAUGGGCCAUAAUAUUGAUAACUGGAUAUACAUUGUAAAUAACAUUUUUUAUUAAAUAAUAACAAAAUAAAUGUGUGUAAGUAUAA
Messenger RNA from Plutella xylostella (diamondback moth), 1968 nucleotides. It is a transcript of the gene Torsin, whose product is annotated as torsin family member. The record is from RefSeq and is a predicted model, not a curated record. Lineage: Eukaryota; Metazoa; Arthropoda; Insecta; Lepidoptera; Plutellidae. Gene Ontology annotation, biological process: cellular response to misfolded protein. Gene Ontology annotation, molecular function: ATP binding; ATP hydrolysis activity.